Molecule: messenger RNA, 1252 nt
Organism: Liolophura sinensis
Lineage: Eukaryota; Metazoa; Mollusca; Polyplacophora; Chitonida; Chitonidae
Product: DOMON domain-containing protein FRRS1L-like
Exons: 6
Coding region: 14-955 (313 amino acids)
Biological process (GO): regulation of glutamate receptor signaling pathway; regulation of postsynaptic membrane neurotransmitter receptor levels
Source: RefSeq, a predicted model, not a curated record
GGCAGUGUCAAGCAUGAAUACGUACCAGACAACUAUGUUUGUGGUUGUAGCCAUCGUCUGUACUCUCUUAACGACGUGGAUCACUGGUUGCGCAAACGCGGAUUCCUUCAUGUCAAAAGAACAAGAUACUACUCAUAACGAAGCAGCCCUUGGAAUACCCCAAUCUCGGCGUCUUUUGGAGUACAGGCGCGCGAGUUAUACUACGUUGAGAGAUAGGGGUCAAGUGCUAAUCAGUCGUUGGAAGAGGUACUCUGGUAACAACCGCCGAGGAAAUAAACAUCAUAAAAUGCCCAGGAGGAAAGACAAAAGAUCAGUUGAGUCGGGCAGAAGUGUGGACAAUUACCCUGGGUUUCACAUUAAUGUGUCUUCAUGUGGCGUGGACAAAAACUGUGUACGGUUUGGUAGCCCUAAUUGUGGUCACAGAGAAUGUACCUACAUGUUCACUUUCCGGGUGAUCGGUGACACAGUAGAGUUAGAGCUCAGCGCCAAAACGCAGGGCUGGGUCGCCAUAGGCUUCUCAUCGGACAAGAAAAUGGGAGCUGAUGACGUCAUAGCUUGUGUCCGCAGUGUUGUUCCGUCCAAAAUCCGUGCCUUGUUUCUUAUCAAUCCCUACUCCCACGAGAAACCGCACGAGAAGGACAUUCCCGUGAACCUGACGGCGGCGGAGUACAAAGAUGGCUACCUGUCCUGUAGAACCCGGCGAGCCGUGUCGAUUGACGGCGCAAUGGACUUAACCAACGACUGGUUCCAUCUUUACGCUUGGGGAAGCGUCGGAGCUAGCGGCUUAAUGAUGAGACAUGACCUUGAGAAGCCACCAACAUCAACACAAUCUUACAGCAUAAUCAGAAAAAACGUGAACGUAGUUCGGCAGUUGGUAAGCGGGGCUGAGCAAAGGUAUAUUGGCUGUGUAUCACUGGUAGCGUUUGUACUCAUACACGCUCUAGCGGUGAACUAAGGGCUUGGUGCGUACGGGUUGAAGCGGUUUGCGUUCCUUGUAGAAAAAUCUGCGGAUAGUGAGUGCGGAGGUGGAUCAUGUCUGCUGACAUCGGGGCGGAGUUUUACGACAGUGGUAAACUUACAGGCACCGAUGAGGUUACAAGACUUUUUUUUCUCUCUUUUUGGUACAGCAUUUAUAUGUCUGAGAAAUGUUAUAUGUGCGGCAAACCUGGCGUGGCUUCAAAUGUUAACGUUUUGGUUGUGUUCUGUUGAGUCGGCAAAUAUGGAUUAUCUGUAGCUUCGUGUAAUUGAAAUG